Messenger RNA from Penicillium alfredii, 2163 nucleotides. Its product is annotated as putative C2H2 finger domain protein. Gene Ontology annotation, biological process: regulation of transcription by RNA polymerase II. The coding region runs from base 1 to 2163 and encodes 720 amino acids. Lineage: Eukaryota; Fungi; Ascomycota; Eurotiomycetes; Eurotiales; Aspergillaceae. The transcript is spliced from 5 exons. The record is from RefSeq and is a predicted model, not a curated record. Gene Ontology annotation, cellular component: nucleus.
AUGGAGGAUCCUCAGUUGAGCUGGCAUGAUUCUGGCGAUGUCCUACAGGGUAUUAUGGUCGGCCAUGAUGGAACACACGAUCUGUGUGACUUGAAGCCCUCGAUGCCCUUUACAGACCCUGCGAACCCUCUAUUAGAUCUCCAGCUGGGCGCCGACCUCUCAUCUUUUGAUACCCCCAACCAACCUCCCUUCCUGAACUCGUGGUCUUCUUCCACAGACCCGCACCCUCUCUACUAUUUGCCUUGCCACUCCACCCGACUGGCGGGCAACCAAGACGCCUGGAAUCCGCUGCAGGUGACCGGUGUCCCUGAUCAGUCGUCGCUGUCGCAUAUGCAAGUGCCCGCCGCGACCGGAGACUCGGAUUUCCACUUCUCCAAAUACUACUGCAGUGAUCCGUCUGAGAAUGGAAGCCAGUAUAUGGGCAGCCUUCAUUCCACCGACUCCGGGUACGGCACCGCCAGCUGUGCCACCCAGUCUGUGGUCACCUCGUCGCAGGGUCUGGACUCGACGUCGAGUCCGUUGAUCGCUGCAAAAGAUCACUCGUCUGGGGAACUAUCAACCUGUUUUGAACAGACAUCAUAUGGGCCGACAUUUGCUUCGGAGCUCGUCGAGUCGCCUUCGCAGCUAUUCGAUGGUUCGGUUCGAUGCGAACAUCCCUCCUGCUCGUGGGUUGGGAAAUGCCCCUCGGACAAAAGAAAACACGAGGCCCGUCACAGGAAGCUUUUCAAAUGCGACGAGCCCGGCUGUCCCCGCAAAGAAGGCUUUGGGACCAUCAAUGACCUGGCCCGUCAUAAGAAAUGUGUUCAUAAUCAGGAGCCCGAGCGCGGGCCCAAGAUGAUGUAUAUGUGCUAUGGGAAAAACUGUCCCCGACCCAACAAGAAAUGGCCGCGGCUUGAUAACUUUAAGCAACACCUCGGCCGGAUGCACGGUGAAGAAGACGCGGAUAUGCUACUAAAAAGAUCUAUGGACUGGCAUGCGCAAUUCACGCGCUCCUACAAGUUUGAUAAGAGCGAUCCACAAGAUGAGCCGAUGUUCGACAUGCAACCGGAUCUGAUGUCUAUGCACGGUAAUACCGACGCCGAACACAUCACUAGCGAUUCUAUGCACCACGACGGCAUGGACUUCCUCUCGUCUAGGGCUGCGACACCCAAACCGGCCGAUAAUAACACCCAACCCCAAAUUCCACUCACACACUCCGAAACAUCUCAAUUACAAGCUCUGGGAACUUUGGGCCUGACCCCAUCCUUUCAUAGUGAGAGCCGGAACCCUGUCCCAGAGCAAGGAGCCAAGAAAUCGCCCUCAUCCGUCACGGAUGCAGCCGACAAUUUGAUCAAUGCCAUGACCAAAAUGAUGAACAGCCGCGGGCGGCGCGGCAGCCAGUACAUAGAUGAAGGGAUUGACGUCGAACCUGAGAACGUCCAACUAUCUCAGCUCCAGCGCCAGAUGCUUCAAAGGGUCUUCUCAGUGGCCCUGGACCGACUUUCGGAGGGAGCUCCCGCAGACGAGGAUGCGGGCAGUGAAAAACAGGGCUGGUUCCAAUGCGAGUCGUGUCCGAAACUUACCCGGCUUCGCUGCGAGAUGAAAAAGCACCAGAAACGCCAUGAGCGGCCCUACGGCUGCACAUUCCCGCACUGCUCCAAGUCCUUCGGGAGCAAGGCCGACUGGAAACGCCACGAGAGCUCCCAGCACCUCCACAUCCCGAGCUGGUUCUGCACUUUCCAUGAUGUCCGAACCGACACGUCCUGCGAACGUCUGUUCCAUUGCCAGCAAACUUUUACUCAGCACUUGAACCAGCAACAUCAAGUCCCUGAACCCCAGGUCGGGGUUGCGGUCUGCACGAGUCGUCUUGAUGUGGGUGAGCAGUCACAUUUCUGGUGCGGAUUUUGUCGCCAGACUGUCGCAUUGCGCACCCUUGGUCCUGCUGCCUUGGAUGAACGGUUUAAUCAUAUUGAUAUCGAACACUUCAAGAAGGGCGAGCGGAGACGGGACUGGUCCUUUCCGUCUGUCACGAUGCUCGAGGGAGAGUUAGGCUUUGGGUUGAAUGCGGCGCCUGAUUCUAUGGACUUGAUUGAGAGUCGAGGGGUCGAGGGCUCCGCCUGGAAGAAGCCGCGUCUCCAGCCGCCGCAGGGAAGUCGGCGGAAACGCAAGUUGGCGGAUGUGUGA